Juglans microcarpa x Juglans regia is the source of this 627-nucleotide messenger RNA. RefSeq lists its product as uncharacterized. Lineage: Eukaryota; Viridiplantae; Streptophyta; Magnoliopsida; Fagales; Juglandaceae. The record is from RefSeq and is a predicted model, not a curated record. The coding region runs from base 1 to 627 and encodes 208 amino acids. The transcript has a single exon.
AUGGGAAAUGCAGUGUCUCCAUGUUUCCAAGGAAACCCUAGCUCCUCCGUGAAGCUAAUAUUCUGGGGAGGAACCACGAGAAUCCUCACCGGAUCAAAACAUACUGCCGGAGAGAUCAUGUUCGAGUUCCCCGACAAAAUGGUUUGCCAUUCAGACUCAUUCUUUAUCGGCCACCCGGUCCCUGCCUUGGGCAUAGAAGACGGACUCUUGCGUGGCCAAACCUACUUUGUUCUUCCCAUCGAUCGCUUUGCAUGCGAUGUCAUCUCGGCCUCUUCUCUUGCAGCCUUCGGUUCAAGCCCUAAAAAUUCACCCAUCAAUUUCGGGGACUGCGCCCAGCCGUUCCAGUACAUAAAGGGUGCGGAUGGAAGGGGUUUAAUCAAGGUCGUGCCGGAGUUCAUAACAAGGCUUAUAACAACAUCAGGAAAUAAUAGGGAAAUUAAUGGAUCUUGCAGUAGUCCCCUUUGUAGCACGCCUGAGUUGCAGAAGCACUACGAAGAGCUUGUUGUGUCUAAGGAACAACUUUGGUCACCUAAGCUUGAAACCAUAUCAGAGUACAAGGUUAGGUUCUCACCCUGCAGAUUUAUAGGGUUGGAGUUGAAACAGAAAGAGAAAGUAAUCAAGGGGUAA